Dendronephthya gigantea is the source of this 1341-nucleotide messenger RNA. RefSeq lists its product as uncharacterized. Gene Ontology annotation, molecular function: nucleic acid binding. The record is from RefSeq and is a predicted model, not a curated record. Bases 1 to 1341 code for a protein of 446 amino acids. NCBI's taxonomy places the organism in Eukaryota, Metazoa, Cnidaria, Anthozoa, Malacalcyonacea, Nephtheidae. Gene Ontology annotation, biological process: DNA integration. The transcript has a single exon.
AUGACACUCCAAGAAAUCAAGGAUGCCACCCUGUCAGACGCAACUUUAAACAGAGUUGUGGAAUGCUUAAAAACAGGGAAAUGGGACGAGAAGGAUGUAGAACUCAAAUCUUAUCACAUGUGUGCGGAAGAACUAACAGCAACGAAAGCAGGAGACCUUCUUCUGAAGGGAAGCAGAAUUGUUAUACCAAAAUCAUUACAAGACCGUGCAAUGCAACUUGGCCAUGUGGGACACCAGGGAAUAGAAAAGACUAAAGCGCUAUUACGAGAGAAAAUUUGGUUUCCUGGAAUGGAUAGUAAAAUUAAAACCUUCAUUGAAAACUGUGCAGCUUGUCAAACUGUUGGUCCCUGUAGUCCACCUGAACCGAUGAGUAUAACGCCUACAGCAACGGAGCCAUGGCAAAGCUUGGCACUCGAUUUUUAUGGUCCUAUUCCCCACAGUGGACAGUAUUUACUUGUUGUAACCGACACGUAUUCUAAGUUUCCUGAAGUGGAAAUUGUGAAGUCAACUUCAGCGAAGGCCUGUAUCCCUAAGCUAGACCGUAUAUUUGGAACUCACGGCAUUCCAAAAACAAUUAAAACUGAUAAUGGCCCACCUUUUAAUGGGGAUGACUUCAAAAGAUACAUGGCUGCCUUGGGAAUCGAAUGGACCAGAAGCACUCCGUUAUGGCCCCAAGGGAAUGGUAAUGCGGGGAGUGUGAUGAAGCCGCUAGGAAAAGUGAUAAAGACUUCUGUGUUAGAGGGAAAGAAUUGGAGACAAGAACUUCAACGAUUCUUAUUAAAUUAUCGCUCAACGCCGCAUGCCACUACUAAGAUACCUCCAUGUGAGUUACUGUUCAACCGAAAGGUUCAAGGAAGUCUACCUGAGCUAUCAACAAAGAAAAUCGUUAACAAGCAUCAAAGCGCUAAGGAAAACAUUGAGAAGAGGAAGAUCAGUAAUAAGCAAUAUUAUGAUGUCAAGAAUAACACCAAAACAUCCACAAUCAAGGAAGGUGACAUUGUUAUUUGCAAACAAAAACCAAUUAACAAGCUAUCUCCUAGAUUCAAUCCUGAGCGAUUUACGAUCGUGAAGAGGAAAGGAGCAACAGCCACAGCUAGAAACGACAGACGUACUAUCACACGCAAUGUGUCUCAUUUCAAAGUAGUUAAACCUGCGGAUGAACAAAGUAGUGACGAAGAGAAGCCCAAAAACGUGGAUGAUGCACGAGGUAACGGAGUCGAAGAUGAGAAUCAUGAGAUGCAGGAUAUUGUAGAACACCAACCACCACCAAGAAGAUCAACGAGAAAACAACAACCUGUAAACAGAUUUGGUAACCCAAUACCAUCUGGACUAGUGUCCUAA